Panicum hallii is the source of this 1610-nucleotide messenger RNA. Its product is annotated as ethylene-responsive transcription factor ERF027-like. Gene Ontology annotation, molecular function: DNA-binding transcription factor activity; DNA binding. Gene Ontology annotation, biological process: regulation of DNA-templated transcription. Lineage: Eukaryota; Viridiplantae; Streptophyta; Magnoliopsida; Poales; Poaceae. Bases 416 to 1237 code for a protein of 273 amino acids. The record is from RefSeq and is a predicted model, not a curated record. The transcript has a single exon.
UUGCUUCCCAGGCACCAGCUCAGCGCACGACAUGCAUCCCCCGCUCGAAUUACGCGUCUGCCGCCGCCUCGCCGUCGCGCGCCUCCCUCUCCCUCUGUGCUGCGCUGCUCGCUCCCGAUCUUUUUCACCAUGGCGGCCCGCACGCUUCGUUCCCGCUUCUUUACCAACCCUUAUAUACCCGCCUCGCCCCCCUCGUCCACCUCGUGACACCUAUAGCUCGCUCGCUCUCCUCGCCGGCACAGGCUACAGGCGGGCGCGCGCGCACACAAAUCGAGACGCUUCGGUUGCUUGCCUGGGGAAGGGGGGCAUACACCUGCGUGCACCAUAGAUAGGUAGGUGCAUAGGUGCACUGCAGCUGCCGAAUUUGGGCACAUGUCAGUAGGUGCCCAGAUAGAUGGUCGUGCCCUAAGGGUUCAUGGCUGAGCAGCAGCCGACGGCUGCGUCGUCGACAUCGCCGCCGCCGACCCACCAUUCUCCUUCCCCGGUGGUGCAAGUGCAAGCGGGCCACCAGGCUUCGGGUUCGGGUCCGGCCUCGCCUCAUUCUCCUUCUCCGGUGGUGCAGGGCGACGGGGCGGCGGAGGCGGCGGGGGUGGUAGUCGCCACGGCGCCGGGGAUGGCCGCCGCGACGAGCUCGGGGGAGCCGUCGCCGCGGUCGUCCGGGAAGCACGCGUUCUACCGCGGCAUCCGGUGCCGGAGCGGCAAAUGGGUGUCGGAGAUCCGGGAGCCCCGCAAGGCGCGCCGCAUAUGGCUCGGCACGUACCCGACGGCCGAGAUGGCCGCGGCCGCCUACGACGUCGCGGCGCGCGCGCUGCGUGGGGCCGACGCCGUGCUCAACUUCCCCGCCGCGAUCGCCUCGCGCCAGGCCCCAGCCUCCGCGUCCCCCGCGGACAUACGCGCCGCGGCGGCGGCAGCCGCGGCCGCCGCGCAGCUGGAGCACCCGCCGCAGGGUGGCGAGGCUGCCGCCACCACCGCCGAUCCCCCCGCUGCCGCGCAGGACCGGCACCAGCACCACGGCACGGGCAGCGCUGCCGCCGACGCCGCGGGAUACGCCCCGCAGCAGGGAAUCGGCAGCGACGAGUUCAUGGACGAAGAGGCCAUCUUCGAGAUGCCGCAGCUCCUGCGGAACAUGGCGGCGGGGAUGAUGAUGAGCCCGCCGAGGCUGAGCCCCGACACCUCCGACGAGUCGCCGGACCCGUCGGAGGCCGGGGAGAGCCUCUGGAGCUACCAUGACCCCUAGAUUGCAUUGCUCGAUUGCACGCGCCUAGGCCAUGGCCUAGUGUGGUAAUAGUACAAAACUAUAGUGAACCACUAGUGCAGCCGGUAGCGAACCAGAAUUGAUUAUGGCAACUACAGGAGCAGGAGGUACAUACACCGGACCCCGGCCGUGCAUCGCAGCAGCGUCCUCUAUCCGGUAAUAGAAGUGUAUGCCAUAAGCGUAGUGUGACAUGCUCGCUAGUAAGAGUACUAGUUACCAGAGAGCAUCCAUUUCAAGCAGUGCUACUACUACCCUUUUCAAAUUUUAUAAUUUUCCAUUUCUCUCAUUCACAGUAUUCAUCUCCUAUUUUUAUUUUGAAGUGAUUCGAAAUGAUUGAGCAAAGCCCAAUUGUUGA